CUGGCCCGUACGGGCAGGGGUACCUUUACCUUUUUACCUUUCAGCCAAAAAGGCUCCCAGAAUGGCAUAUGUACAAUAAAUUGAAACUAAAGAGUCCCUGUGCACAAAGUUAGAACUUAAAAAACACAGCAUACAAGUGAAAAGGGACAGGGAUGGGAGAGAGGGAGAGUGAUCUUGUAUUUUGCCACUGGAGUUCUGGCUGGAGAGAGGCCCAAAUGGGGAAUGCUGGGGGCAGCCUUGGAGCUGCCAGAUCCAAAGCUUCAUUGUUUCCCAAUAUUGUGUUCUAUUCUGAUCCUGGAUCCCACAGUACCUAACUGGAGGUAAAGCAAGGCAAGGCUGGUCAGAAGUUGCAGAAGUUUUAUAAAUAAAUAAAAAGUAGUCAUGGCCAUUAAUUUCAGUGGGUCUGCUCUGAGUAGGACUGGGAUUGGAUACAACCCUUAAACUGGGGGAGAGGCCACCCCCCCAUUAAAGUGGCAAGAAUAGAAGCAGCUGCUAACAGCAUCUCCAUGAAGAGGAGUUGCAGCAGCAGAGGCAGGGAUAAUAUGAAGGCAGGGGACAUAAAGUGUGGUUUACCCCAGGCCCUGAGCCUUCAUAGUUCAGGAGUCCAUGAAUGAUUACCUUCCUUUAUACUUAAAAAGUAAGGCUGUCAUAAUUCAGCCCCCAUUGGAGGAUUUGUAGUGCAGCAUCAGAAUCCUGAAUUUGCAUGAAGUUAGAGUGCAUUCCCCAUUGGAGGAUUUGCCUCAUCACAAUCCUGGAUUUGCAGGGUGCACAGCAGGGGAGCAAAAGAGAAGACAGAAUUCAAACUGGUUUUGAACAAUAGAGUACAGAUUUGAAUAAAGAAAACAGAGGGGGGAAGUGGUGAUUUGAAACAACAGCAGAUAUUUGAGUAGAAAGUUUUGCUGCUCUUAUAUGCUCGCAAGCAGAAGUACCCGCUGGGCAGGUGCGGGUGGAAAGGGAGCUAAGAAAGGGAACGGAAGGACGUAUUUGAGAGAAGAAAAACUUGACCAAAUAUCCUCGCUUUAAAAUAUCAAGCGUGCAGUACGCGCAAGAAGCAACGCUGGCAUGGACUACGAGGCAUCAUGAGAGAACAAAAAGUGGAUCAGAUUUUUGGGGGACUGCUCUUCUUGGCCCAGCUUCUGUGGCAUGCUGGUGGUGUGAUCAGAUGUGACAAAGGUGGCUACAUGAUCAAUGUAAUGCUCAUGAAUGACUCUAUGCUUCCAGUGAGUGCAGGAGAAAUAGAACCAGCUGUGGAAUGGGGCAUGGAACUGGUGAAAGAUGACCUGAAAGCAAACAGCGUGAAUGUGAAUGUCAGUGCCGCAUUUGAUGGCAUCGACACGUCGCUGUACGUCUCCAAUGGUUGCCGCACCAGCACAUGUGAAGGUGUGGAAUUCAUCAAGCAGAUCUAUGCUGAUAAAAAACUUGGGUGUACUAUUCUAGGCCCAACGUGCACCUUUGCCACAUUUCAGAUGGUCUCAUUAGAGACGGAGUUGGUCCCACCCCUGAUCUCUGCAGGGAGUUUCGGGUUGACUUGUGAUUACCAAGAAAAGUUAACAAGGCUGUUGACUCCAGCCAGGAAGGUGAACUACUUCUUGGUUGAUUUCUGGAAGAAUUCCACGUUGCCAUUCAAAAGUGUCACAUGGGAAACUACUUACAUCUAUAAGGAAGACAAUGACACUGAAGAUUGCUUCUGGUAUAUGAAUGCUAUGGAAGCUUCAGUGACCUACUUCUCUAUAAACAUGAAAUUCCGGGAGAUCCUCAGGAGCUCAAUAGAACUACAAAGGAUUGUGAAUAAUCCAAAAAGAAAAAGUAAUGUGAUCAUCACAUGUAGGUCUCCAGGUGACCUUAAAAGACUCCUAGGAAAAGCAGAGGUGGAUGAGGACAUAGUUAUCAUCCUGAUAGAUCUUCACAGCAAUGUGUACUAUGAAGAUGCUCCCUCAUACAGUUACAUGAAGAAUGUCCUUGUCCUGACUCUGGAACCAUCAAACUUCACUGCAGUUUCAAACAGUAGUGGGAUUCCUUGGACUCCAGAUGCAACGCCUUGGAUGAAAAAUGACUUUGCUGUUGCCUACUUGGAUGCUGUCUUGCUCUUCGGACAUGCCUUGAAAAAACUUUCUCUUGCAAGCCAUUUAAUUACUCCCACUAGCUUCAACAGCCAGUUUCGGAAUGUUACUUUUAAAGGUAUUCUUGGUCCUGUAGUCCUGGAUAAAUUUGGGGAUGUUGAUGUCAAUCUCACCCUUAUGUACACGACAAAUAAUUUAGAAUACAAGGCCCUCCUACGGUUUGACACUCAUCUGAAUGAGACAGUACCAAAGACGGACAAACCAUCAUUCAUCUGGAAAAAAAACACCCUGCCUAGUGAUAUUCCUGGCACUGGGCCGCACAUUCUGACAAUAGCUGUUUUCACACUUGCUGGGGUUGUGGUGGUAGUUCUGAUCAUCGCUCUGCUGCUCCUGAGGAAAUAUAGAAGAGCCAUUGAACUCCAGAAAAAAUGGUCCCACAUCCCAUCUGACAAGAUUGUUCCUCUGGAGACUAACGAGACAAGUCAUGUUAGUCUGAAGAUUGAUGACGACACAAGGCGUGACACUAGCCAGAGACUGCGUCAAGGCAAAUAUGACAAGAAGGUGAUAAUCCUGAAGGAUUUAAAGCACAAUGAUGGGAAUUUUACAGAGAAACAGAGAAUAGACCUAAACAAGCUCCUUCAGAUUGACUAUUACAAUCUGACUAAGUUCUAUGGAACUGUCAAGAUGGACACGAUGAUCUAUGGAGUGAUUGAAUACUGCGAGAGAGGAUCAUUGCGGGAUGUCUUGAAUGAUAAAAUCUCCUACCCAGAUGGCACCUUCAUGGACUGGGAAUUUAAGAUUUCUGUCAUGUAUGAUAUUGCAAAAGGAAUGUCCUACCUGCAUUCCAGCAAAACAGAGCUUCAUGGCCGCCUGAAAUCUACAAACUGUGUUGUGGAUAGCCGCAUGGUUGUGAAGAUAACCGAUUAUGGCUGCAAUUCUAUUCUUCCGCCAAAAAAAGAUCUCUGGACUGCUCCUGAACACCUCCGCCAUGGUGACAUAUCUCAGAAAGGCGAUGUGUACAGCUUUGGAAUUAUAGCACAAGAGAUCAUACUGCGUAAGGAGACCUUCUACACUGACAAUUGUCGGGAUCAUAAAGAGAAACUUUGCAGAGUAGAAAGCAAUAAAGGAGCAAGACCUUUCCGGCCGGAUCUUCUAUUGCAUUCAGAGGGAGAGAAAAAGCAAGAGGUAUAUCUGCUCGUGGAAAGCUGCUGGGAGGAAGACCCAGAGAAGAGACCAGAUUUUAAGAAAAUUGAGACUACCUUGGCUAAGAUAUUUAGCAAUUACCACAGCCAAACCAAUGAAAGCUACAUGGACACCUUAAUCCGACGCCUGCAGCUGUAUUCACGGAACCUGGAGCACCUGGUGGAAGAGAGAACUGAGCUGUACAAAGCAGAGCGAGACAGAGCUGACAGGCUUAACUUCAUGCUUCUUCCAGGGCCUGUGGUAAAGUCACUGAAGGAAACUGGACGGGUAGAGCCAGAACUGUUUAAAGAAGUCACCAUCUACUUCAGUGACAUUGUAGGCUUCACAACCCUUUGUAAAUACAGCACCCCUAUGGAAGUGGUGGACAUGCUCAAUGACAUCUACAAGAACUUUGAUCAAAUUCUUGACCCUCAUGAUGUCUAUAAGGUAGAGACCAUUGGGGAUGCAUAUAUGGUAGUAAGCGGUUUACCAAAGAGAAAUGGCAACCGUCACGCAGUGGACAUUUCCAUGAUGGCAUUAGAUAUACUCAGCUUCAUGGGCUCCUUUGAACUCGGACAUCUUCCAGGUCUUCCUGUAUGGAUUCGAAUAGGAAUUCACUCUGGUCCAUGUGCAGCUGGUGUGGUUGGGAUUAAGAUGCCUCGUUACUGCUUGUUUGGAGAUACUGUGAACACAGCUUCAAGAAUGGAAUCUACAGGAUUACCUCUACGGAUUCAUGUAAGUGGUUCCACUAUUGCUAUUCUCAAGAGAACAGACUGCCAAUUCCAAUAUGAAGAGCGAGGAGAGACAUAUUUGAAGGGCAAAGGAACUGAGAUCACUUACUGGCUGACAGGAGUGAAAGACCAGAAAUACAAUCUUCCAACACCUCCUUCUGUGGAGAAUCAGCAGCGUUUGCAAGCUGACUUUGCUGAGAUGAUAACCAAUUGUCUUCUGAAAAAGCAAACAGAAGAAUUUCAGGUGCGAGAGAUUACACGUGUGCCUAGUUGUCGCAAAGGCACUCUGGAAUACCUGCAGUUGGCUACAGAAAAAACCAGUACCUACCUGUAAAACUGGAUAAACAGCACGACCCAAGAAUCCCUGAAAGUUAGAUGUAAAUAAUAUAAGACAAAUUUUACACAACCUACAUAUUUGCAGUAUUGUAUGGGUGGAUUGAGGACAGAAAUGAUCCUACCUUUGUGAGUCCUCUGUAGUUAAUAUUCUGAGGGAAGAACAUUCUUUCUACUACAUUGGCAAAACUGCAAAUGACUCAAUGCAAGAUGCUUCUUGAUGGAUUGGAAGCUUUACUGAUAUACUGCUUCCUAAAAUUGAGGAGGAAGGAAACAGGGCAGCUCCCCCGAGGGCACCUCCCUUCACAUCCAGUCUGGUGCUUGUGGGCUAAAGUAGCAGUGAAGGAAGACAGCAAAGCAGGCACCUGCACAAUGCAGAUACAAUUUUGCACUAUGAUAAAGGUACAGUGGAUGUCAGAGGGCAGUCCCAUUCUUGCUAUAGCCUGCAUUGUCAUGGAUACAGCUGGAGUGAGGUCUGGUGCAAUUUAGAAGUAUGGGAAGACUGCAUCCAUCAAAUAUUUUGUAAGCCACUUUGAGAAUUGGGGGAAGUGUUUUACAUAAAAUAAGCAAGCAGUACAUGCACUGUAUAAAACUGACUAUGGGUCACAUUCUAGCCAGUGUAAAGUUUUAUAGUCACGUUAGACUUCAAUUAGAGACCCAUUUGAGCCGCAGUCCAUGGGUAUAAAUAUGCUAAGCCAGAAAAAAUGACAUUUUGGAUAGCGUACCUGAAUAUAUUUGGCAGUAACCCUCAAUAUCAUGGGCAAAGGCUGCAAUGGAACAAAUAACUGAAAGCAGAAAGCAGUUAAAUUGAACAAACUCCAUAGCUGUAUCAUAUAGUGUGAUGAACAUUUUUUUCAUUUGUAUUUGUCAGCUGUAAAUCAUAAACUGAAGCUACAAUGUAACAGCUCAUCUAUUUCUCCUUGACAAUAACUUGUAAUUUAGAGAAGUGUGAAACAAGAAAAGUUGCUUUGUUGUGAAAUAAAGUACACCUAUAGCUGAAAAA
This is a messenger RNA of Podarcis muralis (Common wall lizard), 5309 nucleotides long. RefSeq names its product guanylate cyclase 2C (gene GUCY2C). Gene Ontology annotation, biological process: receptor guanylyl cyclase signaling pathway; intracellular signal transduction; cGMP biosynthetic process. NCBI's taxonomy places the organism in Eukaryota, Metazoa, Chordata, Lepidosauria, Squamata, Lacertidae. The record is from RefSeq and is a predicted model, not a curated record. Gene Ontology annotation, cellular component: plasma membrane. Gene Ontology annotation, molecular function: adenylate cyclase activity; ATP binding; peptide receptor activity.